Aspergillus welwitschiae is the source of this 1053-nucleotide messenger RNA. Its product is annotated as A4/G1 family peptidase. NCBI's taxonomy places the organism in Eukaryota, Fungi, Ascomycota, Eurotiomycetes, Eurotiales, Aspergillaceae. The transcript has a single exon. Gene Ontology annotation, biological process: proteolysis. The record is from RefSeq and is a predicted model, not a curated record. Gene Ontology annotation, molecular function: glutamic-type endopeptidase activity. The coding region runs from base 1 to 948 and encodes 315 amino acids.
AUGACCUUGCAGGAAACGACCCGCCUCCUCCUGCCUUCUUUAUUAUCGAUACCCUCUGCCACUAGCGUCGUACAUCACACUUCACAAUCCAUUCUCCUCUCAUUCAUCAUGAAGUUCACAAAUUAUCUCUUGACGACUGCAACGCUCGCAAGCAGUGUCCUAGCGGCUCCUGCUCCCCGCACCGGUUUGGAGGACAGACUCCGUGCCCGGUCAUUGCAGCGUCAAUCACAUCCUCUGGCACCUAUUCCACUUGACACAUCCACCAAAGAGAAUUCCAGACUCCUCGAAGCCGACGAGAAUACCACCCAUGUUACAUACAGCAGUAACUGGGCGGGCGCAGUGCGCGAGCAACCACCUCCGCAAGGCACGUAUUCUGCCGUGUCGGCAACCUUUCGUGUACCAGAACCCACGGCGCAAGGGGGGAGCGGAACGCAGGCUGGGUCGGCCUGGGUCGGGAUAGAUGGCGACACAUACAGCAACGCCAUUCUGCAGACAGGAGUCGACUUCUACGUGGAGAACGGGCAGACGUACAACGAUGCCUGGUAUGAGUGGUACCCAGACUAUGCAUAUGACUUCGACCUAGAUGUAAGCACAGGGGACACGAUCGUCGCCAAGGUGGAAGCCAUCUCGCCAAGUCAAGGUGUAGCCACUAUUGAGAACAUAUCGACGGGGAAGAAGGCCACGCAGACGAUCAGAGCCCCAGCUGCGACAGCUACCCUUGCCGGCCAGAAUGCCGACUGGAUCGUGGAGGAUUUCCAGUCUGGCGACUCAAUGGUCGAUCUGGCUGGUUUUGGCGAGAUCAGCUUCUGGGGCGUGCAAGCACAAGGAGGAGGGUCUACAUGGGGUGUAGAUGAUGCGACUAUUGUCGAACUGAAGCAGGGCAACGAAGUGUUGACAGACGUGGAGGUGCAAAGUGAUUCGGCCUUUACGGUGAAAUAUACGAGCUGAUGUGAUGGUAUAUGGUCGCACAUUCUCAUUCUUCGAUUAUCUUUUUCUCCUUUUGGCCGGUGACAUAAUUUCUGGUUGAUUUCGAAAAUCCCUUGAUGUAUUUCG